Molecule: messenger RNA, 4227 nt
Organism: Magallana angulata
Lineage: Eukaryota; Metazoa; Mollusca; Bivalvia; Ostreida; Ostreidae
Product: hepatocyte growth factor-like
Exons: 12
Coding region: 5-3901 (1298 amino acids)
Biological process (GO): G protein-coupled receptor signaling pathway
Cellular component (GO): membrane
Molecular function (GO): G protein-coupled receptor activity; protein binding
Source: RefSeq, a predicted model, not a curated record
AUUCAUGGGACUCUCCGCCUCUGAACACGAAAAUUAUUGUAGGAACCCUAAUGACGACAGAAUGCCAUGGUGUUUUACUGUAAACAGUACAGUUAGAUUUCAGUAUUGCAACAUUUUAAAUUGUCCGACAAGUGACGAAUGUAGGACUUCAGAAAUUGGAUCAGAGUACAGGGGAAAACGAGACAGAACUCGAGAUGGAAUCCCUUGUCAACGUUGGGACACAAUUACCCCCCACAGGCCUGACCCAAAAAUCAGUUUUUCAGGAUCCACUCUCUCUGCACAGGAAAAUUUCUGUAGAAACCCUAACAGCAAAUCAAAUUUAGGUCCCUGGUGCUACACUGUUGAUCCCAAUGUGCGGUGGGAGAUGUGUGAUAUCCCGUUCUGUUCCGGUUAUGUUUGUGACUUCUUCAAAGGCAACUGUACAGUGAACCAAUUAAACGAUGAAACAAUGAAAUGGGUUCUGAAUGAAAUAGAAGACAAAACACUAGCUUUAACACUCUCAGCUAAUUUGACGAUUCCACAACCAGUAUUACCGACACUGAGAUUACCAAACAUGCGAUUCACAAACACUGGAGGUUGUUUAGAAAUGGAAUACCGAGCAACUGGGGAUGACAUACGUUUAGAUUUAAGUACUGCCAAACAAAACUUGACGAGUCUGCAGAACAGCACCAAGUGGAUGCCCAUAAAAGUUAACCUAGACUACUCAUCCGAUGACUAUCAGAUAAUCAUGACACCAGUUUCCAAUCAGGCGUCUUCAGUGAAUUUUGAAAUAAAGUAUAUACACAUACAAUACACACCAUGCAAAGAUUGCUUUGCUUGCUUGGAGGACCACCUGUGCAUUCAAAAUGAGAAAUUUUGUGAUAUGAAUGUGGAUUGUCCCGAUGAAAGUGACGAAAGGAACUGUGCUUUGGAAUGCUAUUAUGAAAAUGUGUAUAAGGGAGUUAGAAAAGAAACAAAGUCUCUUCACCACUGCCGUUCUGGUACCACCUGUAACUUUGAUGAUUUUCACCAAAAAAGACUGGGCUGUUAUUAUGAUAAAGAAUCGAGAUUUGCUUGGGUACAGGAAUGGGAUGAAUGCAGCGUCUCGAAAUGUAAUGUAACAAGUUUGAAUUGCGAUUUUGAAAGGGAUAUGUGUAACUGGAAAUUUCUUCAAAAAGGAAUACAAUAUAAUCGACAGAAAGCUGACUAUACUGACAAAAUAGUUAUAUCUGCAAAACUUAAUAUCAUGCAAGAAGGCAGCAAUGAAGAAAAGGCUGUGUUAUUUAGUGCGCCGCAACCUCCUACAUGUGAUUUCGGUUGUAUAACAAUUUCUUACGCAGGAAAGGGUGUCCGUUUAAAACUCCUUUUCACUAAAGGAACAUUUUAUACAAACAAUGAAAGGGUUUACGAAGGCAGUGAAUUUGAUUACACAGUUUUUAAAACGACAAGCGUUGCGAUAACACCGAAGGAUAUUCCGUAUAUGGUCAUUUUAGUUGGAAUUUUCAUUAAAAAUCAAUCUUGGAUACAAAUUGAAAAAAUAAGUUAUGAAAAGGGCAUUUGUGUAGAAAAAGACACAUGUACCACUUUACAGUUCAAAUGUGAAGAUGGCAGUUGCAUUGCCAUCGAUCAAGUAUGUAAUGGGUUCAUCAACUGUCCAUACAAAGAUGAUGAAUCAGCAUGUAUAUAUAACAACAAAACAGCGUGUUUAAAACAUGACGAUGGCUGUCCAAUACUGUGCCCUUCCCACUGCCAAUGUGAAGGAGUAAUUUUCAAAUGCAAAUCACCGGAAAAUCUCAGAAAAGAAGUCAAAGUUCUUGAUCUAAGCUUAAAUUCUUUGAACACAAGUAACCUAAGAAAGUUCUACUCCCUCGUACACUUGAAUUUAUCAGGGUGUUCGAUAGUCCAGUCAUCACUUGCAGAUAUAUCACAAAUGAACUUUCUUCAAAAUCUGGACCUCUCACAUAAUAAUAUUACUGAUCUAGGAUGGGGAACAUUUUAUGGGUUGUCAAAUUUGUUGUAUCUGAAUAUCUCAAACAAUCAAAUUAAACGUCUUCGAAUAAAUUCAUUCUCAAACACGCCAAGGUUGAUUCAUUUGAUUAUAAAUAAUAAUUACAUAAAGGAAAUAAUAGUAGACCAGAGCUACAAUUACUUCCCACGUCUAAAGUUUUUAGAUUUACGAAAUAAUAACUUAAAAACUAUUGACCCAACUUUAUUAUAUUCUUUAAUGGAUGGCUUGCUUACAUUAGAUCUUAGUUAUAAUUCAAUCAAAAUUAUUUCUGAUUUUAUGUUUCUGAGCUUUUAUAGAUUACAAAUUCUAAAUUUAAAACACAAUCUAAUUACAAAUCUGGAUGGAAUUUCACUUUCAUCAUUAAAUACAUUAGUUGAAUUAGAUCUUAGUUACAAUUCAAUUCAUAACAUCACCAAAUACAUGUUUAAGGAAUUUCAAAAACUGAAAGUUCUAAAUCUACGAAAUAAUUUCAUUUCUAUGAUAGAUGGAUAUCCAUUUUCAACAUUAUUGAUGCUGUAUGAAUUAGAUAUAAGUUAUAAUUCAAUCUUAAAUAUAAAUGGUAAUUUUAGUAGAUUAGAUAAAUUGAGUGUUUUAAAUUUACAAAAUAAUAUCAUAACAAAUUUAAAAGAUUUUUCAUUCUCAAACCUAACGUCUUUGCGUACUCUUAAUCUUGCUUUUAACCGGAUACAUUUCAUCCAUAAAAAAGCUUUUGAUGGUCUGAGUACGCUUACAAAAUUGAAUCUUACCGGAAACAGAAUUAAAGUUCUUGCUCCAUCCAGAUUUGUUGCUUUAUUAAAUCUUGAGAUAUUGGAUUUGUCAAACAACGGUUUGAAUAUACUUGAUUACUCAACAUUUCAAGGACUACAUUCUGUGAAGUAUUUACAUAUUCACAACAACAAAUUGACAGUAUACAGAACAAUGUUCCAAGGUCUUUGUAAUCUGGAAUGGUUGCACACAGAUUCCUAUGUCAUUUGUUGCGCAAAACCCUCUACUGUAUCUUCAAAUAACUGCAUAGCGCCACGAGAUAGUAUAUCCUCUUGUGAACAACUGAUAAGUGUUGGUUUUCUUUCACAGAUGAUAUGGUACAUGGCACUUUUUUCCGUGAUUGGAAAUGCAUUUGUUAUAUACUAUCGCAACUGUGGAGAAAUCAGAGGAAGCGCUUCACAUUGUGUGUUUGUCUUGCAUCUAAGCAUUUCUGAUUUUCUAAUGGGAUUGUAUUUGUUCAUUAUAGCAAUUGCCGAUUUGGAGUAUCAAAACAUCUAUGGAUUUAAUGAUAGUGAGUGGAGAUAUAGCAAAGCGUGUACCAUAGCAGGGUUACUAGCUACAACCUCUAGUGAGGCAUCAGUCAUUUUUAUUUUUCUCAUAACCUUGGAAAGAUUUAUUGUGUUAAAACAUCCAUUUUCUGCAGGAGUUUUCAAAAACAGAAGAUUGGUUAUUUUAAUUACAAUAAUUGCUUGGUUGAGUGCCAUUGCGUUUUCAGCUGUUCCUUUAUUCGUCUACCAAGACUUUUAUAGCAGAUCAACAGUGUGCAUAUCGCUACCUUUAACAACAGAGAGGGUAUCCGGUUGGGAAUAUUCAACUCUUUUAUUUAUCGGCUUCAAUUUGCUAAUAUUUUUAGCUGUUGUGAUUCUCCAACUGCUGAUAUAUAUACAUGUCAAACGGAUGGGAAGCAAGACUAAUAACGACAACACAAAGCGGGAGAUGAAAGUCUUAAGAUCUCUGUCGUAUGUUGUUGUGUCUGACACUUUAUGCUGGAUUCCUAUUAUAGUAAUUGGGCUUAUGGCCUAUGGAGGAGUUGGGGUUUCCCCGGACAUCUACGCCUGGGUUAUUGUGGUCGUCCUUCCAAUAAACUCGGCACUUAAUCCUUUUAUAUACACAUUUAGCAUGAUAUACAGACGGAAAGCUAGGAAAUGAAAAGCUAUUAAAUACGUCGAAGCUCUGGUUGCAUUAGAGUAUGAGAUCUCCUUACUUUAGUAAUUAAUCGCGGUAUCACUUAUGCUGAUAGAGAAAUGGUUGGAGAUCAAUACGACGACAGCUGAGAACGUAAUCUCUUAAAAUAAUGUCAGAUAAGGAUUUUCAUAAAGACAAUGUUUGUUUUAGAUUUUGCCAAAUAUCAACAUGAUGGACCCACAGUUGCUAAGUACAGUGUAACAACUUUUCAUAAUUUUUAUUUUUUCAUUUAUUUAUUUUUUUAUUAAUUCGUUUUAAAUAUAUGUUGUGUGAAGAAACAAUACAAUUUG